Linum tenue is the source of this 1104-nucleotide messenger RNA. The record is from the annotation of a GenBank genome assembly. Lineage: Eukaryota; Viridiplantae; Streptophyta; Magnoliopsida; Malpighiales; Linaceae.
AUGGCUGCACCAAAUCAACAUACGACAUCCCUAAAGCUGGCUCAAGCUGCCAUUUUCAAUGGCAAAGGCCUCGAAGAUGCAGCAGCUUAUGCUCGCUAUCUUUCACAAUUCCAGGACCGUCCUCUCCAUCCUUCCAUUACUCUAGAGCCAUCAAAGUUCAACAGGUAUGGGAUGGACAUCUCUCGCCUGAUCAACACCUUAGGCUGGGGGGAUAUCCUUCCUAACCGAAACUUUGGGUUUCGUCCAGAGGCUGUACGCAUGUUUUAUGCGAACAUGAAGCCAUGUCUCCACAUUUCACCACCUUGUUUCACUACCAUAGUGUACAACUAUCUGAUUACCUUGAAUGUGGAGCUGAUAUCCUUGUUGCUGGGGAUCCCUGUGGCUGGAGCAGAAGUCAUGAAUGAACUCGACUUUCAUUCUGUCGAGUUCAACGAAAGAGAUGCUCUGCGACUGUAUACUCGUGAUACAGGUCGCUAUUAUCCCUCAGAGUUUCAUUCUGGAAGACUGCCUGAUGACCUGAAGGUUCUGCACUUCUAUGUAACUCGGUUAUUCUUACCUCGUUCCUUUGGACUUCAUACCAUUUAUCCUUCUGAUCUAUGGAUUCUUGCUAGUGCCAAGGAGAAUAGGGUUAUUAGCUAUCCUCAUCUGAUGUUCGACCAUAUGUUGAACUAUCAUGCUGACAACCUUGAGGCCGAGCUUCCAUUCGCCCCUCAGAUUACUCAGAUCCUGCUGGCCUUAGGGAUUGACUUAAGGUUCAAGGUAGCUCGGGUGGACAUGCUUAGCUCUCUUCGUGCACAGUUUAUCUUGCGCAAAGUUGAUGCUUCUGUUGGUCGUCGAGCACCUAUAGUCAAUGCUCCAGGGGGAGACACAGCUGCCCAUGCGCUUCCUGAGGAUGGCCUUAGCCUUGCUGAGCUUGAUGGAGAUGAAGCUGUAAGGGAACCAGAAAUUUUUGUCAGAGACAAUGGGAAACGACCUAUGGUUGACCCGUUAGAGGCUGUUCAAGCCAUGUUCAGGCAGGAGGAGGCAAGCAGCAGCAGGAAUAUGAUGAUGGAGGAUGAAGAUGCUAUCUCUGACUACGUGCCUUCACCAGAAUUUGAUUUCUAA